AUGCCGCCGAAACGCGCUGCAAAGACGGCAGCCAAGGCCGCGCCUGCCAAAACUCCAGCAACCAGAGCCACCCGAUCGCGUGCGCAAAAGACAACUCCGCCGCGGGAAGAGGAACCGGAAGUCGGCAGUGCUGUACGCAGUACGAGGUCACGCAAAUCUGCUGCCACCGAGCAAGACGCACCCGCACAAGAGGAGGAAGAGGAGGCAGAAGUUGCGACACGCGAUGCAAAACCUCAACCACGCACAAAAUCGCGUCCCACAACGCUUGGUCGCCGUCCCCCAAGGACUGUCAAGAAACCAGCGCCCAGUCAAGCGAACCAGGGUGUCCUGGACAAGUUGAAAGCGCGUAUGGAAGAGGAUCGCAGGGCCACAAAAGCUGGAAUCGUACCAAAAUCUGCAACAGAAACUCAAUCGCACCAGGCCGAACGAGCAGUCCGGGAAGCUACCAACAAUGAUGGAGAUGCUGCAUUGGUGCCUGCCCGCACUGCUCCACGAUCGCCAUCGCCCGUCAGACAGACAGCAGUACCUGGGACCGCAGUCAAGGCGCCUGCUAGUGUCGUGCGUCCUCAAUCUGCUGUCAAGAUGCAGAGUACACCUGGCGCAGAAUCGUCUGUCCUGGCCUUGCAGAACUUCAGACGUCGCGCCCGUCAGCCUAGCUUGCUGCAGAUGGUGCAGAAUCCUGAACUUGCUGGCACUCCGAUCGAUGACACGACCGACUUUACUCUGGGUAGCUUGGGCGACGAGGAUGACUUUGCGCCACACGACGAGGGUACGCCUCUGCAGAUUUCCAAGGGCAGACCGGUCGAAGUUGAGCCAGAGCCGGAACAAAACGACGAAGACGAGGAGGAAGUUGCACAAGAGCAGGAGAAGGCCAAGACGCCAGAGCCAGCAUUGCCCAAUUCUGAUGAUGAGUUCUACGGUGCGACGCCAGUCAAGACAACACAACGGCAGACGCGCAAACGCAAAUCAGAUGCCAUCGAAGAGUCUGAAGUUCAGAUUGCCCGCUCGUCUCCCUCAUUACCUUCACCCUCUCGCUCCAUCGCCGAACAAGAAGAGCACGAGACCAUCCCAGCGACAGCACCUGAGGAUGACGAUGAUGAAGAACCAGCAACAACCGAGUCACAACAACGCAGACUAUUCAGCGACACAUACGCAGAUCCUAUGAGCAGCUCACCACCGCCUGAACCAAUCAGUCCCUCCUCUCCCAACCAGCCUCGUCAGGCCCCUGCUCUUUCUCCCUCGGCAAUCCGCAAAUCCGCUCGAGCCGGUGGUCAGCAAACCAAGAAAGUCAAACCCUUGACAACAGCAACAUUGCGAGCUAUGCUGCCUAAACGCCGCGCUCAACGAAAAGACGAAUUCGACUUUACUUCGUCCUCAGCACAUGAAGCCUCUUUGUCAGCAUUUGAAGACGAAAAGCGCAAANAGGCAAGGACGAAAAAGCCCACUGUGGCCAAGAAGGCUGCGCCUGCAAAGCCAAAGAAGACGACCACAGCAACGAAUAAGAGGACAUCACGAACUUACGCUCGCAGCAAUAAAGAGAAUGAUCCUGUGCACAUCUCUUCUGGAUCCUCGAGUCUGUCCGAGCUCAAUAGCGAUGAAGUGGAGGCAGACGAAACUGCAGACACGAGUAUUGAUACUAUCAAGGGCACAAAGUCUGACGAGAAGUUGUCAGAUGAAUUGAGGAAAGCGAGGGAGAAAUUUGCAGAGGUUGAUGAUUGGGAGAUGGAGUUUGAGAGUGCGAGUCUAGGGGCUGGCGGGNGAAGCAGUCCAUGGCGGUGA
Molecule: messenger RNA, 1779 nt
Organism: Aureobasidium vineae
Lineage: Eukaryota; Fungi; Ascomycota; Dothideomycetes; Dothideales; Saccotheciaceae
Source: the annotation of a GenBank genome assembly